Molecule: messenger RNA, 839 nt
Organism: Chrysemys picta bellii (western painted turtle)
Lineage: Eukaryota; Metazoa; Chordata; Testudines; Emydidae
Source: RefSeq, a predicted model, not a curated record
GAGGCUGCAAAGUUCAGAAUCCUCAGAACUCGACCUACCCUGAUAGUAUCUGAGCCACCAUGGGAACCCGAGGUGACAUGUAUUCCUUAGUAUUUCUCCUCCUCGUCCAGUUCCCCUUUCUACUACCAGGGAGCACUCAAGUUGCAUUCGGUACCACUGAGGACUGCAACAACAAGAUCGCAUGCCCUUCAAACGCCAAGUGUGUGAACAACACCCACUGCACCUGCCUGGAUGGAUUCCAGCCGAGUGGGAAUCGCGUCUUCACCAAUCUUAAGGAAACCUGCAACGAUAUUGAUGAGUGUCUGGGGCUGAUGGUCUGUGGAAACUUCACCAAAUGCCACAAUUUUCCAGGAAGUUACUACUGUUCUUGUAGGGAUGGAUAUGAGUCUGAUCCCGGGAAAGAGAACUUCGUCCCUGCGAGUGAGAACACCUGCCGGGGUGUUAAUGAAUGUCUCAGAUUCCCUGGCACCUGCGGCCCAGGAGCCCAGUGUGAGAACACCAACGGGAGUUACCAGUGUGCCUGCCCAGCCGGCCACAUCCCUUCCACUGGGAGCUGGGUCCAGAACCAAACCACGUGUAAAGGUGGGUUCUCCCCAGCGGGCAGAGGCUGUCUGUACCCAGCAAGUCUCUUUGCAGAAUAGAUGGAAACACAUCAAGAAGUCUUGGAGGCAGGCAGGGGGCACCCAGCUCCUCCCCCUGCCCUCACACUCAGGGUGCCCCUCUAGUGCUGAUGCACAGACUCAGGGCUGCCAACGUCCCUGUGUUUGUAGGAGGAAUGCCUGCAAAUUAAUCCAGCCACUUUGGAACACACUCAGAUCAGCUAGAGGGUGGCAGAAUCC